AUGGGCCUUUUCUCCCGGAAAGACCGGCCCCGGCUGCCCAAACCGCCAUCGGGCGCCUCCCACACGCCGCAAAAGGAAAAAUCCCACUCGGCAUCGCCAAAUCCCGAAAAUAAGCCCGCCUCCUCCUUGGUUCCUCCAAAACCAAGCCUACCCAGACAAAUCAGCACAGAACACGCCAACAACUUCGCCGAGGACGAAGAGGACGACGAGUCGGACGACCUGGACUACGAGCCCCACAUGCACACGUUCCUCCCGCGUGACAGGCCGUCGGUGUCUCAGUUAUCGACUUUGAUGGGGUACUGUGGAAUCGGGCUGGAUCUGAAGGAAGGGCUCCAAAAGGCCGCCAACGAGGAGCUGAAACGGACGUUUUCGUUGCUCGACGAAAGCUUCAAAAUCACGCGUUUGCUGCCGACCAUGAGCCGCAAGGAUAAGCUUCUCGAGGCGUCCAUUAUCGAUGAGGCCCAGGUUGCGCUUAUCAACAGACUCAAGGAGGAGCUCAACGCCGUGAUCGACAUCAAGGGCAAACUCCCGGAGCAGUAUUUGCUUCUAAAGGACCACAAAACGCUCCAUCAGCGAUAUGGUGCUGUCAAAGACGUUGUAGGUCGUGGAGCCUACGGUGUUAUCAAGCUCAUAGAUUCUGGUGAAGAGGACCGGGUAUAUGCCGUCAAGGAGCUACAGAAACGCAACCAGGAUAACAAAACAGAGCCCACGGAUAAGUUCAUUGACCGGGUCAUUUCCGAAUUCAUCUUGUCGUCAGCCCUAAACAACAAGAACAUCGUCAGAACCGUCGAUCUCAUGGUCACACUCCCACCAAUCGACAGCACCGGCGCCUCGCUCAAAGUCAACCAGGUGAUGGUGGCGCUGAACGGCGGCACCCUUUUUGCAUACCUCAAGAAAUGUGUCUCCAACAAGCACUACGUUUCCAUCGACGACAUCGAUUGCAUGAUCAAGCAGAUCGCCAGGGGCCUCUGGUACAUGCACCAGCACGGCGUGGCCCACUGUGACUUGAAGUUGGAGAAUAUCUUGAUCGACUACGACGAGGAGCUGAUCCAGCCGGGGCGAAACGGCAAGAUGGCUCGGAUGAACCUCAAAAUCUCCGAUUUCGGCAAAUCCAGCGUUUUCAGAACAAAGUGGGAUCUGACGGAGCAGUUCUGGCCUGCGUCCAACGGGCCCAUUGGCUCCGAACCGUAUAUGGCGCCGGAAGAACAUGGGAAAUUGUGCAAAAGCUGGUCUUUGGCUAAGAAGGAUAGCUGGGCUUUGGGUGUGUUGAUCUUGGUCUUGUACAAUGUGAGACGCCACUAUUUCUGUGGAGCUUCUGACAAUUUUGUGGUGACGACUUACUACGAUAAAGCGUCCAAGGAAGAAGAUUCCAGAGCAUACGGCAGCACGUACUUGUGGAAACGGACCGAUUUGAAGCCGCUUUCUCAUAAAAAAUACAGAGAUUCGGUUUUCGGCGAAUACGUUAACAAUGCCAUGGUGGCAGACUACAACAGCAAAACACAAGAAUGGAACAUCAAGAAAGAAGGCAGUUUCAUUCCUAUAGAGACGCUUUUUGACAAAGGCAGCGAUAACGAGUCGGACGAAGACGACAGUGACGAAGAAGGUUUCGAAGAGUCCGACUACGAAAUACGGCGUCUCUUCAUUUACAAGUUGCUCGACAUGGAUCCGUCUACAAGAUUAACCGUGGACGACCUCUUGAGCGGCGCCUGGAUCAACGACGUUGAAAGCUGUGCUUGA
Molecule: messenger RNA, 1737 nt
Organism: Candidozyma pseudohaemuli
Lineage: Eukaryota; Fungi; Ascomycota; Pichiomycetes; Serinales; Metschnikowiaceae
Exons: 1
Coding region: 1-1737 (578 amino acids)
Biological process (GO): protein phosphorylation; intracellular signal transduction
Molecular function (GO): ATP binding; protein serine/threonine kinase activity
Source: RefSeq, a predicted model, not a curated record